This is a messenger RNA of Apis laboriosa (Himalayan honeybee), 5764 nucleotides long. RefSeq names its product zinc finger protein 236-like. Gene Ontology annotation, biological process: regulation of DNA-templated transcription. NCBI's taxonomy places the organism in Eukaryota, Metazoa, Arthropoda, Insecta, Hymenoptera, Apidae. The transcript is spliced from 23 exons. The record is from RefSeq and is a predicted model, not a curated record. Gene Ontology annotation, molecular function: RNA polymerase II cis-regulatory region sequence-specific DNA binding; DNA-binding transcription factor activity, RNA polymerase II-specific.
CGUCAUAAAAGUAUAGGUUAAGUUCAUUUUUGGCAACAAACUGAAUUAUGCUUCUUUGAAAAGAAAUUCAAAUAUUUGAAUUAUGUCAAAGCUUUUACAAAAUAUUUAUAUAAUAUGAUGAGAGAUCUUUGUAAAUGUGUUUAGUGCUUUUGAAUAUUAUUGUCGUUUUUUUCGUUGUUGUGUGAUUAUAUGCAAAGAAUUAUUUUCUUUGUGAAUCAUAUCUCAUUUUAAAUGAUACAAAAAAUGUUAACGCGACACAAUAUAGUUACAGAAACUCCACAUAUGGAAACAAUACCUAUAAAUCUUGUUGCUACCGAAGAUGGUAGAACGCUUUUGGCAGUAACUGAACAUAAAGAUGGUAUGUUGGAAAUUGUUGCAACUCCAGUUAUGCUUGUUGAACAAAAUGAAACAACUUCAUCGUUGGUCGAUGUAAAAAAUCUAAAUGGAAAUUUAAUAUUGCAUUCGCCUGUUUUUCAAAUAAAUGUUGAAAAUAUUGUCAAUGACUCAGAAUUUCAGCAGGUAUCGCAAAAUUUUGAGGGCAAUUCUGAUAAUAUUGAUCGAAUGAAAUUAUAUAAAGAAGUAAAAGACAAAAAAGUAAUUUCUCAGGAAUAUCAGUCUCUUUCUAUGGAUGAUUCAUUAGCUGAUAAAAAAGAGGAAAAGAUUUGUAAACAAAAUACAGCAAAUGUAACUGUAAAAAAACAUAAUCUUGGAAGGCCUAAGAAAAAUAAAAUAAAUUUAGAAAAUUCGGAAAGUUUAACAUGCGAAAUUUGUCAUCAAAAAUUUGUUAAACAAACAUUAUAUCGAAAACAUAUGGAAAAUCAUGCAGAAGAGAAACCACAUCGGUGUCCAAAAUGUUCUGCAUCAUUCAAUGUACCGUCAAAUUUUACUUUACACAUGGCAACGCAUAAUACAGGUGAACCAAAAUGUCCAGAAUGUGGAAAAAAAUUUGCAAGAAUGGCCAGCUUGAAAUCUCAUAUGUUAUUACAUGAAAAAGAAGAAAAUUUAUUCUGUACAGAAUGUGAAGAUGCCUUCUCCACAAAAACUCAAUUGGAUGCACAUUUAAAACUUCAUGGGGAAAAAUGGGCAAUGGAGGAAAUGCGAAAAUGUAAAUUAUGUAAUAAACAAUUUAGUCAACCAGCUUUGUACAGGCUUCAUAUUCGUGAACAUUAUAGGUUGCAGACAAAAGUAGUGAAACAGACAAAAAAGGGAACAAAACACAAAACGAUGUAUAAGUGUACCAUAUGUUUGAAAUCUUUUCAAAAACCAAGUCAAUUAAUGCGGCAUAUUAGAGUGCAUACUGGUGAAAAACCCUUUAAAUGUACAGUAUGUGGUCGUGCAUUCACGCAAAAAAGUUCAUUGCAAAUUCAUACAUGGCAACAUAAUGGUAUUCGACCUCAUGCUUGUGAAUUUUGUAAUGCCAAAUUUAGUCAAAAAGGUAAUUUAAAUGCUCAUAUAAUGAGAGUUCAUAAUAUCCCAGAAGGAGAACCUAUAUAUAAAUGUAAUUAUUGUUCAUGUGUAUUUAAAAAGGUUGGUAGUUUAAAUAGUCACAUGAAACGUAUGCAUACCGACAUAAAUGAGGGAAAUGUGAACGAUGCUGUUAACGAUGAUACUUUCCCAACUGAUACCAUGGAGUCUGAUAUACGUGCAACCGUGGAUAACGUUAUUACACAAUUAGCAUCUUUGGAAUCUGAAACGCAUCAAACUACGGAAUCAUCAAAUUUCCAAUCUUGUUUAUUAUCAGAAAAUGUGUCGAAGAAAGAUAUACUGCAACAAGCAUUAAAAAAUAGUGGUUUAUCCAGUAAAAAUAAAAUUAUUUCCGAAAGUGUAUCAGAAGCAAAAAAAUUUGGAGCUCGUGUUAAUUUUGUCACAUUAUUGGAUCGAGCACCGGACGGUGAUACGAGAAAAUAUUUGACGAUAAAACAACGAUGCGUAGGAAAUGUAAGAUGGUACGCGUGUACUUUUUGUCACAAAGAAUUCAAGAAACCAUCAGAUCUGAUUCGUCAUUUGCGUGUUCAUACACAAGAAAAACCUUUUAAGGUAUAUAUAAUUAGUAUAUUUUUUAUUAUGAAAUAACAACAAUUAAUAAUUGAUGAAUUUCAAAUAUACACAUUUUAUAAUAGAUUACACGCAAAAUCUGAUAAUAAUAAGGAUUCCAAUAUGCAUAUCACAAUUGAUACUGAUAUUCAUUCUACUAAUCAAUCGAAAAUUCAAGUAAAAAAUAAAUCAAAAUUAUCACAAGAAGCAGAAACUCUAGUACCUCAAGUAAUUUUACAAGAACCGUUGCUAAUUAAUGAUGUGGGAAACAAAAUUUGUGUAGCACAAAUAUCUUCAAAAGAAAAACGUGCUUAUGACGGAACUAUCGAUCAAACCAGACCGCACAAGUGUUGGAUUUGUCAGGCAGCAUUCAGAAAGAUUAGUCAUUUAAAGCAGCAUCAUCGUCGUCAUACAGGAGAACGUCCGUAUAAAUGCACAAAAUGCGAUAGGAGAUUUACAUCGAAUAGCGUUUUAAAAUCACAUUUGCAUACUCAUGAGGAUUCGAGACCAUAUGGUUGUUCAAUUUGUAAUGCAAAAUUUUCAACGCAAAGCAGCAUGAAAAGACACAUGGUUACACACAGUAAUAAAAGACCGUUCAUGUGUCCAUAUUGUCACAAAACUUUUAAAACUUACGUCAAUUGUCGGAAACAUAUGAAAAUACAUAAACAUGAAUUGGUACAACGGCAACUGGAACAACAGAAAAUCAGAAUUCAAGAACAGUCUUCAGAUAAAUUGAAUUUAAAGGAAAAUUCUAAACAGGAAGCGGCUCUUGAAUCGUCUUGUUCCUCUUCUGUCUCUAUCACAACUAUUAAUUCCACCAUUACCACCAAUAUUGCUACCACUACUACUACUCCCGCUAUCGUCACAACAUCCUCUUCUACAUUUUCAGAUAAUCUUGUACUUUCUCGACUUGGAUCAGUUGAAUUAUCAUUUCAAUCACAACUUGGGUCAGAGUUUUCACAAACUUUUCCCGAGUUUCAAAACAUAAGUGAAGAAAAAGAAAAAAUAAGAGCAGUUUUACCAACAAAUUGCGAUGCUACAACAUUUAUUAAUCAGAACAUAUCGGGAAUAGCUGUAACGAGUCUUGAAAAUUCACAGAUAUUACACGCCGAUGAAGCUGGUUCAGUUACAUUGCCGAUUUAUUCCGGAGAUCAGACACUUACACCAGAAAGCAUACGGGAAAUAGAAGAAACAUUGAAUCAACAAUUUUUUAAUAUAGGAAUGAAUCUUAAUUUAGGGAGUAAUCAGACGAGACAUUCGAAUAAUACAAAUACGAAUGAUUUCGAUCAUAUGAAAGAACAACAGCCUGUAAUGAAUGUAAUAUAUGAAAAUAAUAAUAGCGAUAAUAGUAAUAGUAAUGUAGAAACAUCUAGAGAACAUGUUUUUUCGUCACAAUUAGAUUCAUUUGAGAUGGAUCAUAUUGCUUUGCAAUCGGACGCUGAAAUCGACAUCGGUUUAGAUACAAGAAAUUCAACUAAUAUGGCGAGUAUAUUGCCUAGAAAUAUGAAAAAUGAACAUGAACUUUCUGUUUGUGUUACGACAUCAGAUAAUACAAACGUUGAACAAACAGAGAGAUCUGGUAUGCAAGCAGUGGUAUUUGUUUCUCAGCAAAAUCUUCCUAGAAAAGAGGGGAUAGAAGAUAAAUUUGCAAUAGAAGAAACUCACAAGAGCAAUAUCAUCCAUAAGCAAUGUACAAUCAACCCGAUAUUCUUUACAGAAGAAUUUCGAGAAACAUCGCAAAAUUUCAAGACUCAACCGAAUACGCGUAGUUUGUCAUCCGAUGUUGCAGAAAUUAAAGUCGCUACGAGUAAAAUAUCUCGUGGGCAAUCUUUAUUACAAUGUCAUAUGUGUAACCAACAAGGAUUCACAACAAUUGCAUUAAAAGAACAUUUGACAAGCCAUCGUGGAACAAAAGAAUAUCAAUGUACGGAAUGUUCUUCAAAAUUUUACACAAAUGCUGGAUUAAAUAGACACUCGAAGAUUCAUUUUAUUAAACAAUUAUAUAAAUGUUCGUCGUGUGACAAAUAUUUUAAUGAUAAAAUCGAACUGCAAUCGCACUCUAAAAUUCAUGAGAUUCCAAUAUGGAAUGCAUCAGAAAUAAAUAGCACGACAGAAAAUUCAACGCUUUCAUCGGAAAUGCAACCAGUUGUAAAUGGUCAUUCAUCUUUGAAUAUCAUAAUAGAUACAGAUUCUGCAGUUUCGGAAAAAGUUCUGUUAGAUACGGUAGCAGAAAAAGAAGUAAUGGAUCGAGUGGAAAAUAUCUUGGUCGAGGAAAAGGAACGGAAGGAGUAUACGAAUAAGUGUAAAUAUUGUCCGAAAACAUUUCGCAAGCCAAGUGAUCUCAUAAGACAUACACGUACACACACAGGAGAACGACCGUACAAGUGCAAUUACUGUAAUAAAAGUUUCGCUGUAAAAUGUACUUUGGAUUCACAUACGAAAGUUCAUACUGGAAAAAAAACAUUUCGUUGUCACGUAUGCAACAGCUUAUUUGCGACUAAAGGUAGUUUGAAAGUUCAUAUGCGUUUACAUACAGGUUCAAAACCAUUUAAAUGCCCUAUUUGUGAUUCGAGAUUUCGAACUUCCGGUCAUAGAAAAGUGCAUUUAUUGAAACAUGCACGUGAAUACAAAGAUAAUCCAAAAAGGAAACAAAAACAUUUAAAAGUUACGGCUAUAGCCGAAGUGGCAGCUAAUCUUGAAAAAUGUGACAGAAAAGAGAAGGAGGUAAACAACUUUGAUACAAAGCAACAACUGUCACAGGAACAGCUUUCGCAAACAGGAUUAAUUUCCCAUUUGGAUGCAUAUAGUAUUGAAACAGCUGCUUCCUGUUUAUCCGAUCAAAUUAACUUCGACACGGAAGGUGUCGCGUCAAACAACAAUCAAACAAUUGUAUCGAUAAAUGAAAACAAUCAUUUAGUUACUAAUUUACAUUUUCUUUUAACAAAUGGUCUUGUUACCAUUCAAACCGAAGAAUCGUUACUUCCACAAUCGUCAAAUGACAAUUUGCAUCAUCGACCGACUAUAAUUUCCGAUGCUGAGUGUACAUUGACAACAUCUAGUCUAGCAUCCGAUACUAAUAAUGAAAAUACUAAUAAGAAUGAAAAUCAUAUAGAAUUAAUGUUAAAGACACCAUCGAGUAAUUGUCUUUUAACGGUACCAACGCUGACACCGCAGUUAGAUCAAUCAUUUUCAAAGAUGCCUGCGCAAAAGGCGUUGCCAACAGUAUCGGAUAAAGUAGCAAUUAAAGGGAAUUCAUCCAAGAAAGAAUGUGACAUUUGUGGGAAAACAUUUACAAAACCUUAUCAAGUGGAAAGACAUAAACGAAUUCAUACCGGUGAAAGGCCAUACAAGUGUGAUUUAUGUACAAAAUCAUUUGCUCAAAAAUCAACUUUACAGAUGCAUCAGAAACAUCAUACUGGUGAUCGUCCAUAUGCUUGCUCGUAUUGUGAAUAUUCCUUUACGCAAAAAGGCAAUCUUCGAACACAUGUGAAACGUGUUCAUCAAUUGGAUACUGUCGACACGAAGAAAUGGAAUCGCGUGCGUCAAUCUUUCUUACCCAAAACGUAUAAUCAAGAAAACACAAUCGAAACUAAGAAUUUAAAUCUAGAUAAUAUAUCGUUUGUUGAACUUCUUAAGGAAUGAUAUGCAACCGGUACAAAUUAUUAUUGAUUUACUUUUUCAUUAACUGUGACGACUUUGAUAAUUUCAGAAUGUCGAUGAAAUGAUAGAG